AUCUUCAGCAGAGUUGUACUUCAGUGAUAACAUAAGAGUCUACCAGAGUCUACACAAGCAGAUCCGCAGAUAAAAUCAUCACAUCACAGCAUACAAAGGGACACUCAGCUUGGUAAACAAACAAACAUGUCGGACGACGUUGCAGCCGAGCAGACCCCUGGUUUCAAGGUUGGAGAGAAGAAGACGCUUGAUGAAUAUCACAAAUUAGACCAAGAAGAUGAGGCGUUGAACCGAUGGAAGGCUUCUCUUGGCCUGGCUACCGGCGACUCAAUCUCUAAUCCCAAUGACCCUCGCCUCUGCAUCAUCAAAUCUCUUGCUCUGGAAGUUGUAGGCCGACCCGACAUCACCAUAGAUCUGUCACAACCUGGCGCUCUUGAGAGCCUGAAGAAGAAACCGUUCACCAUCAAGGAGGGUUGCGAGUACCAGAUGAAGGCGAAUUUCGUGGUCCAACAUCAAGUUCUCUCCGGUCUUAAAUACAUCCAAGUCACCAAGCGUAAGGGCAUUCGGGUGAGCAAGGACCAGGAAAUGAUCGGCAGUUAUCCUCCAAACACCACCGGCAAGCCAACAUACGAGAAGAAGUUCGCCAAAGAAGAGGCUCCGUCUGGUAUGCUGGCUCGUGGCCAUUACGACGCAGUUUCCCGGUUCGUUGACGACGACGACAUGACCCAUCUCGAGUUCGAAUGGUCGUUUGAAAUAGCCAAGGAUUGGAAAUGAUGUGCAUCUGGACGACCGCGGCGAGCUUAGGGGUGAGUAGGUCGCUCGGCAUAUGGAGCUCUGCAGCGCCACCUCGUACAAUGCGCGGCUAGAGUCGAGAGGUCAAGGGCUCGUAAAGCGCCUCACAUGCAGUGGUGCCACGAACAGGCCUGUGAGUUGGUUCCAACGAUGAGAUGAAUCGACGAUUAGAGAAAGUACUCAAUUUGAGAUCCUUGCCCGUCC
Messenger RNA from Exophiala xenobiotica, 936 nucleotides. RefSeq lists its product as uncharacterized. Gene Ontology annotation, biological process: Rho protein signal transduction. The record is from RefSeq and is a predicted model, not a curated record. Gene Ontology annotation, molecular function: protein binding; Rho GDP-dissociation inhibitor activity. The coding region runs from base 127 to 714 and encodes 195 amino acids. Gene Ontology annotation, cellular component: cytoplasm; cytosol; membrane. The transcript has 3 exons. Lineage: Eukaryota; Fungi; Ascomycota; Eurotiomycetes; Chaetothyriales; Herpotrichiellaceae.